Molecule: messenger RNA, 628 nt
Organism: Bombina bombina (fire-bellied toad)
Lineage: Eukaryota; Metazoa; Chordata; Amphibia; Anura; Bombinatoridae
Gene: RPS23
Product: ribosomal protein S23
Exons: 4
Coding region: 152-583 (143 amino acids)
Biological process (GO): translation
Cellular component (GO): cytosolic small ribosomal subunit; ribosome
Molecular function (GO): structural constituent of ribosome
Source: RefSeq, a predicted model, not a curated record
UAAAUGCUUAAUAUCGGAAAAUUAAUUAGUUAUUUAGAAUAUUUCAUUCAGGCAAUAAGAAGACAACCAUAACUAGGGUCCUACGAGAUGCUGGGUGUCUCGGUGGUUUCUGGGAAUCGCUCUUUCCGCAGUCGGCCCUGAGACAGGCAACAUGGGCAAGUGCCGAGGUCUUCGUACAGCAAGAAAGCUCCGCAACCACAGACGUGAGCAAAAAUGGCAUGACAAACAAUACAAGAAGGCACAUUUGGGAACUGCUCUGAAGGCUAACCCUUUUGGUGGUGCUUCCCAUGCCAAAGGAAUUGUCCUUGAAAAAGUUGGCGUAGAGGCUAAGCAGCCCAACUCUGCCAUCAGGAAAUGUGUCCGUGUGCAACUGAUCAAGAAUGGCAAGAAAAUCACAGCUUUUGUUCCAAAUGACGGUUGUCUGAACUUUAUUGAGGAAAACGAUGAAGUUCUGGUUGCUGGAUUUGGUCGUGCUGGUCAUGCCGUUGGUGACAUCCCUGGUGUCCGGUUCAAGGUUGUUAAAGUAGCCAAUGUUUCUCUGUUGGCCUUGUACAAAGGCAAGAAGGAGAGACCAAGAUCAUAGAUGUUAAACCAACUAAAAAACUUAUUAAAUGUCUUUUCACAUUUA